This is a messenger RNA of Diospyros lotus (date-plum), 882 nucleotides long. RefSeq lists its product as uncharacterized. The coding region runs from base 189 to 506 and encodes 105 amino acids. Lineage: Eukaryota; Viridiplantae; Streptophyta; Magnoliopsida; Ericales; Ebenaceae. The transcript has 3 exons. The record is from RefSeq and is a predicted model, not a curated record.
GUAGCAGUGUAUUCAGCUUUAUGGGCCUCGGCCCCUAGCCCAGAUGUCUAGAGAGAGAGAGAGAGCUUUCAUUCCGUGGCGAGGAGGAUGUAUAAAUUGCAGCGAUCUCCUCUGUUGAACCAGUAAGCUCACUGUUCAUCCCGUCACCAGCUUUGAUCAGCGACGAGAGGUCUAGAAAUCAAGGAACGAUGGGGUUUAUAAUGGAGUUUGCCGAGAAUUUGAUCUUGAGGAUGAUGGAGGACCCCAAGGAGAGAGAUCGCCAGUUCAGAGAGCACUUGUACACGCUGAAGGAUCGGUGCAGCAAAACGAAGGAGAUGUGGAGCUAUCCUCUUCGUCCCUACGGCUUCUGGACGUUCGACCGCCACAAUGCUCAGUUGUUCUGGGACCCUCAGAUUAGCCAAGCUCCUGGUCGGCGAGAUCCCUAUGAUGAUCUUCUUCAAGAUACCUAUGGCUCCUCUGCCUCCACCUCUACCUCUACCUCUACCUCCACCUCCACCUCCAAUUGAUGGAGCUCAGCGUUUGUGGACUGGAGAUAGGGUAGCAACAUUACCUCCUCCUUCAUUGCCAUGGUAGUUUGUCAACCGCUUUGUGAUGCUUGAACACUGGUGUGUAUUUGUGUGUUAAUAAGGAGCUUCCUGGAGGUAAAAUGACGUUUGCGGGGGGGUAUAAAUUCUCGUUAGCCUUGAGAGUCCUAUUUUGCUUUCUCUAAUGAAAAACCAUUUUCUUAUUUAAGUGGCCACCGGCAGGUCUGUUACUUAAAAUUAUGGUAUGGGUAAUACUCUUUUUAUGUAACUAACUACAAUGUCAUUGGUUGUUAACUUGAUGACAGGCAGACUGGGAUUCAAUUAAUAGUAUCCGAGCCCGUCCAACACUUAUCUCUAA